UCCUCUCUCCCAAUCCAUUACCCAACAGAAAAUACUGAAGAUGGCUCAACACGGUUCAUUAGAAGAAUUUUUGGCUGUUGCAGUUGAUGCAGCUAAGAGAGCUGGAGAGAUAAUACGCAAAGGAUUUUACGAGACUAAGAUUGUGGUGCACAAAGGCCAGGUGGAUUUGGUCACAGAGACCGACAAGGCAUGUGAAGAUCUCAUAUUCAAUCAUCUCAAGCAACAUUUUCCAAAUCACAAGUUCAUAGGUGAAGAAACAACUGCUGCUUGUGGAGAUUUUGAGCUAACCGAUGAACCAACUUGGAUAGUUGAUCCUGUUGAUGGAACAACUAAUUUUGUGCAUGGGUUCCCCUCUGUCUGUGUCUCAAUUGGUCUCACAAUUGGAAAGAUUCCAACAGUUGGCGUUGUUUACGACCCAAUUAUCGACGAGCUUUUCACUGGAAUCCACGGGAAAGGUGCAUUUCUCAAUGGGAAGCCUAUCAAAGUAUCUUCAAAAUCCGAACUUGUAAAGUCCCUCCUUGGCACAGAGGUUGGAACAACACGGGAUAACUUAACUGUAGAAGCUACAACAAAGAGAAUCAAUAACCUGCUUUUCAAGGUUAGAUCCCUCCGAAUGUGUGGUUCAUGUGCACUUGAUCUCUGUUGGGUGGCAUGUGGAAGGCUUGAUCUCUUCUAUUUAACUGGAUUUGGAGGCCCUUGGGACGUGGCAGGUGGCGCCGUAAUAGUGAAGGAAGCUGGAGGUGUCCUGUUUGAUCCAUCUGGUUCAGACUUCGACAUUACAGCCCAACGGGUAGCUGCUACAAACCCUCAUCUCAAGGACGCAUUUAUUGAGGCGUUGCAGCAGUCAGUAUGGGUAUCGUUGGAAAUGAACGAAGCUCCUGUAUAACCAGUUAAGUUCUUUCAUUAUUAAACCUGGUAAAGCUAUUCUUUUGGUCUUACUCCAUCUUCAGGAUGUGUGAGCAUAUUAGGCCAAGAAAAUUCACUUAUUAUCCUGCAUUAGUAGUUUCUCUUAAGCAUGCAAGUCAGCUUUAUGAUUAAGAGAGGAGACCGGAUAUUGCUACUGCAACUGAUUUUCGUUUAGUCAGCUACUGUUAUCUUGUUAUAAAAAAGGGUAGCCCGGUGCACUAAGCUCCCGCUAUGCGUGGGGUCCGGGAAAGGACCGGACCACAACGGUCUAUUGUACGCAGCCUUGCCUUCCAUUUCUGCAAGAGGCUAUUUUCACGGCUCGAACCCUUGACCUCCUGGUCACAUGGCAACAACUUUACAAGAUAUGCCAAGGCUCCCUUUCUACUGUUAUCUUGUUAUAUGGCGCAAAGAACUUUCUGUAAAGCUCUUGUAUGACCUUCAAAUUAAAAAUGUCAUUUUGUUUCUUUCUUU
Messenger RNA from Nicotiana attenuata, 1377 nucleotides. Its product is annotated as inositol monophosphatase 1-like. Gene Ontology annotation, molecular function: inositol monophosphate 1-phosphatase activity. Gene Ontology annotation, biological process: phosphatidylinositol phosphate biosynthetic process; signal transduction; inositol metabolic process. Lineage: Eukaryota; Viridiplantae; Streptophyta; Magnoliopsida; Solanales; Solanaceae. The record is from RefSeq and is a predicted model, not a curated record.